GUCCUCGACCGUCGACCGUCGUGGUCGACCGCGUCGACUGCGUCGAGUCACUCGAGUCUCGGAUCUCGGGCCGUAUAAUAUUCCGUGUACUUCAUCGCCUUGGUAAUCGCAUUUUGGGUGUUCAAAUGAUAAGAAAGCUUCGCGUGGAAAUUUGAAAAGUGAGGAGCCGUAAAGAAGUGAAUUGAGAAAUAACGACGAUUGGGUUACUUUGUUACGGAAACUUUAACGGAUUGCGAUAAAGUGUAUUCUUGAAAUCGCUCGUGAAAUAUGCAGCAGGAAUUUUACACGUCUUGUAUCAAAAUAAAUGGGAUACCUCUUCUCCCACCGCUAAUGACCGACUCUAUCAAAGAAGAAAUGAGACAUUAUAAAUCUCUGGCGGUCAAAGUGGAAGAAAACCUGAGAGACAAACGACUCGUGAGACGCAUUAUUCGAGAUAAAAAACACGCACAGGCUGACGUAAUAGGGCCAGUAGAUAUGUUAAGGAGUAUCAGAUAUAGUUCAGACAGCGAUGUGUCCAGCCAUGACGUUGCGAGUGAUACCAACAAUAGUGACUCGUACUCCAAAAUGACUAUUGUCGAACCAGUGCCACAAGUCGCUGGAGAAACCAGAGACAACCACGAUAUCCAGUCCUCCAUAUCAGAUGUACCGCACUCGCAAUUUGAAGUUUGUUUAACGAACGUUAUUGUUAACGACUCGAAACCUAUAACCAUUAUGUCUGAUCAAAAUAAAUGUAUCGAUACAGUAGAGGUUGCGACGCCAAACGAAGAUGUAACGUUGUCGGAAAAUUGGAAGCCUGAAGUGCCCAGAACGCUGGAUAUAGUUCCAAUAACGUUAAGUAACGAUGAGGAAGAUACCUCUUCUUCCACAGGUAUUUCCAAAGAAAUUGAAAAUCCACCAAAGUUGUCACGUCAAGGUUCUUAUGUAUUGGAUACACCGAGCCCUAUGUUGCUCGCUCGUAUGCAUACAGAAAUGACUGACGAAAGUUACACUCCCACACCUACCACUAACGCGCCACAACGAAAACAAUGGAAUAUUGCGCAGUCUAAGGUAGAGUGGGAAAAUGAACAAUUUAGGACAGAAGAUGUUGAAGCUUCAAGCAAAUUAGAAUGUACAGGGAAAGAAUCAAUUUCCGAGCAUGGAAAACCUGAUAUUUUGACAGAACAAGAAUCGCACGAAGCGAAUAAAACUAUUAGUUGUACUAAAGCAGCAAUCGUUGACAAAGAUGGGUAUAGAUCGGAUGUCACACCAACUAAACAUAAUCGUAGAUUUAGUACAGAUUUUAAGGAGCAAAGUUGUGCAGAAAAGUUGAAGAAAGAUAGUGAUGCCAGCGCAUUAGAUUUAUCAUAUAGAGAGUUCAUGAGAGAUGUGAGUAGUCCUAAAAUUCCAUUGUCUCACGUAGAUGAGAAACGGCAUAAAAAGGAGAAUGCUGCAGAAUAUCGCGAAUCAAAUGUUAAAACAAAGUCUUCCACUCCGGAUAAACUCUUGACGAUCUAUAAAGAAAUUGAAGAGAUGCACAAGAAGCAGAUGAUGGAAUUGGUAUAUCGUCAGCGAAAGGAGCAAUCGCUACUGCAAGCGGAGUUUCAAAAGCAGCAGAUGCUCUUGUUAGCUGAAAUAAGAAAGUGCGCUUCCGGAGUACCACGUCAAGCAAAUUCGUCGACUGCCGUAUUGAAUCGAUCUUCAUCGAACGAUGAAACGAGUCACGAGGCGAGACAGCAUUCGAACGUUAACUCUCCUGGCAAUAUGCAUACGGAAACGCAUCGUAAUGUUAAAUUACCUUUGACGAACCGAAUGAUCGUAUGUCCACUGGAUUAUCUUCCCUCGAAAAAUUUAUAUCUGCUUAAACAUCAAUCCGCAGACAAUUCUCCGGCGAUUCUUGAUAUUGAUUUUACGAAAAAAGUGAGUUUAUGCGAUAACACAUAUAAUAAUAAUAAUAACAAUAACAAUAAUAACGGUAAUAAUGAUAAUAAUGACGAUAACAGCACUUGCGAGUCACGCAAUCUUAUUGUAUAUAAGAAUUCCAAUGUGAGUCGGCAGUUAUUUCCUUUAGACAGUAAUACUAGGCAUGUACCGGUGCUAAACACCACGGUAUAUCUCGAGAAACAUGUACGAGCGGUAAAUAUUAUCAACGCUUACGCACGUGGUUACCUAGUGCGUAGAUUAAUGCAGACGGAACGCGUUAUUAUGCUGAAAAAGAUAUACAAGGAGGCGUUGCAAUGUAUGCUUAAGUUACACGUUGACGCUCCCUUAAACUCGGCAGAAGUGGACUUUCUUCAUCGUCUCCAGUUGCAGUGUGACGCCGCAUCUAUGAAUAUAGUAGAGUUAUUCGCUCAGUCGCCAACGAAGAGAAUGAAAGUAAUCGCGCAGGAUCGCGAUAUUAAGGAGUCUAGAUCCGAACGGCCUACCUCUGCUCGAUCGUACUCGUUUGCUACUCAGAAGACUUUAGCCAGAAAGAACAUAAAAGAAUUUGAGUCCACAAUGGCCAAAUAUCAACGACCAUUGGUCGUUAAAAGGAAUUUAAUUAGGUCUAGGUGUCAAUCGUGGACUUCGGACAUGAAAGACAGACUCGUGUCAUCGAAUGCAUUGCAUCAAGGUAUCAGAAGAAGCACGAGCACGGGAGCUGUACGGAAGCCGUGGCGAUGACGAGACAAAGUGCCUUACGACGUUUGAUUAAACGACACGCCAAUUUUACUGUUAGCCAAAUACAACAAUUAUAUUGUUUUAGAGCGCUUCUCAUUAGUCUUUUAAAAACGCACUAGUGUCUGAUUUUUCUGAUAAAUUUAUUUUGUAUGUCGCAUUUCUUGACUGAGACACGAUACUCGACUGUGAUACGUGUAUAUCCAACAUAUAUCCUUCCUAUUUUCAAAUGAUCAAAGCUAAAACAAAGAUUUAUUGCACAAGGACAAAGUAUACAGGCAAUAAAUUGAUUUUAUUGUCGCAAGAAAUUAAUUAUAUAUGGAGACAUUCCUCUCUAAAAGAAGUAAUAAAGAAGAGCUGUUUUUUUUUUAA
This is a messenger RNA of Solenopsis invicta (red fire ant), 3006 nucleotides long. RefSeq lists its product as uncharacterized. NCBI's taxonomy places the organism in Eukaryota, Metazoa, Arthropoda, Insecta, Hymenoptera, Formicidae. Gene Ontology annotation, cellular component: centriole. Bases 268 to 2640 code for a protein of 790 amino acids. The transcript is spliced from 6 exons. Gene Ontology annotation, molecular function: protein binding. The record is from RefSeq and is a predicted model, not a curated record. Gene Ontology annotation, biological process: regulation of cytokinesis; centriole replication; centrosome duplication.